AUGGGCUUUCUCCGUCGAAUUUUCGGCGCCAAAAAACCCUCAGACUCCAAACCCCCCAAGAAAAGAUGGGCCUUCCUCAAGCCUACAGCCCGGAACAAGUCACUCCCACCGCCACCGCCCCCUUCUGCCUUCAACGCCCACUUUGAUUCUUCCAAUCCUUUGGACGCCAACAAGCAUGCCAUCGCCGUCGCCGCCGCUACUGCCGCCGUCGCCGAGGCCGCCCUAGCCGCUGCGCACGCCGCAGCAGAGGUUGUCAGACUCACGAGCGGCGCCACCGCCGCCACAAGUACCAGCAACAGCACAAGACCGGCUGCCGCGGCGCGUGUUAGCCAACUGCGGUUGCCGGAGCAGACUGCCGCCGUUAAGAUACAAUCAGCGUUCCGUGGCUACCUGGCAAGGAGGGCAUUGAGAGCACUAAAAGCAUUGGUGAAGCUGCAAGCAUUGGUUAGGGGCCACAUUGUGAGAAAGCAAAGUGCUGAUAUGCUGAGGCGCAUGCAGACAUUGGUGAGACUUCAGGCCCAGGCACGUGCAAGCCGUGCGCACUUGUCAUAUAAUACGCCUUCUUUCAAGUCUUCCCUUUCUCACUACCCUGUCCCUGAACAACAUGAACACCCACCUCGUGUCCUGAAUACAAAAUUUGAUGGAUCUUCUAUCCUUAAGAGAUGUAGUUCCAAUGCCAACUUUAGGAACGUUGACUCAGAACGACCCCGGUUUGAUUCAAAUUGGUUAAACCGUUGGAUGGAAUUAGAUAACAAGUGCAGGCAAACUGGAGAUGCUUCAUUGAAAACUGGACGCCCAGACGAUGAUAAAAGUGACAAGAUUCUCGAAGUAGAUACUUGGAGGCCACACUUCAAGUCUCACCACAGUAGCAGCUCCUUUCAGACAGCACAUUAUUAUUUGAGUUCUGACUACAAUAAUGAUAACUUUAUGGCACAUGAGUCUCCAUCAAAACGUUCGGCAAAGACUGUAAACCAAAGUUUCUCAUCAAGGGAGGUGUUGCAGCUGAACUCUCUGAAGUUUCAGAAGGGGAAAGAAGAAGCGACUUCAAGAACUGCUGACAAUAGUCCACAAGCUUUUUCAGCCAAUUCUAGAAAUGGAAGUGGUGCAAGGAGGGGUCCCUUUACACCUACCGGGAGUGAGUACUCCUGGGGUUUCUUCAGUGGCUACUCGGGUCACCCCAAUUACAUGGCAAAUACUGAAUCUUUUCAAGCCAAGGUUAGAUCACAAAGUGCACCAAGACAAAGGCUGGAGUUUGACAGACACAGUUCCACUAGGAGACCUGUUCAUGUGGUGGGGCCUAAUUCAGACCAGGAUUCAGAUUUAAGAAACAAAGUCUUACCUGCUUCUAACACUGUCAACAGAAUUGGGAGUAGUAAUUUAAGGUGACUUUGAGUGUUUUAUAAGACAAUCUUCACUUUCUUCCAUAAAAUGAAGAGACAUAUUUCCUCUUGUUUGAGUUUUUUGUGUGUGGCAGCAGUCGAGAAUGUAAUUAUAUAUUUUACCUGUAUUCAUAUAGUCCAUACACCAUUAUUCUCUCGUUGUUGACGUCCAGUGUGUGGAUGUGUAAAUGAUGACUUGCUUUGACUGUUUGCUUAGUGGAGUGCAUGUUUUGAAUCAUAA
Molecule: messenger RNA, 1620 nt
Organism: Vigna umbellata (rice bean)
Lineage: Eukaryota; Viridiplantae; Streptophyta; Magnoliopsida; Fabales; Fabaceae
Product: protein IQ-DOMAIN 23
Molecular function (GO): protein binding
Source: RefSeq, a predicted model, not a curated record